This is a messenger RNA of Mustela erminea (ermine), 3056 nucleotides long. It is a transcript of the gene MATCAP1, whose product is annotated as KIAA0895 like. The transcript is spliced from 9 exons. NCBI's taxonomy places the organism in Eukaryota, Metazoa, Chordata, Mammalia, Carnivora, Mustelidae. The coding region runs from base 343 to 1854 and encodes 503 amino acids. The record is from RefSeq and is a predicted model, not a curated record.
CGCGCCUUCCCGUGAGCGUGCGCGCGCCCGAGUGCGUGCGUCACCAGCGGUCGCUCCCGCGGGCUGGGCUGUCGGCGACUGGUGUUGCAAAGCGGGAACAGCGGCGGCGAGAAGAGGAGCGAACAGGCAAAGGAGUUCAGAAUCUGGAGCCUUCUGUCGUCUCUGGGGAGAAACUGGAUUGUUCUGAGCCCUAGUACAGAGCAAGGGGCGAACGUGCCAACACCGGCCUUGGAUGACCAUUAGAAAGAGGCCUCUGAUAGGAGACAGACCAAGGAUUGGCUUGAAUUUGCUGAAGUCUCCCUCUGCUCCCCACAAAGCUAAUUCUAACUGGGAUUUGAACAUAUGACCCAGAGGCUAAGGGGGUUCCAGUACCACCAUCUAGAAGUCGACAGUGUGGGGAGUUGGAGUGACCCGGCUGGAUGUGAACCCCAGGACAGAAUGGUGCUGGACUCAGGGGCUCAGGUGUAUGAACAGGCACCCCCCAGCCCACCAACCAGUCCCUCGUCCUUGGGCCAUAGACUGAAGCCCUCAGACCGAGAUGGGACACUGCUGUACCCCUGGCCUCAGUCCCUGGCCUUGCCCCUGGCUCUGUCAAUCCCCUCAGCCCUGCGGCCCCGGCCUGAGCUGCAGCCCUACUCAGAGCUGCACUUGGGCCUCCGUGGCCACAUGCGUCGCAGUGAGAGCACCUAUACUGUAAAUAGUACUGGCCGGCGGGGGGGUGGCACCCAGGGUCGGGCCCCACCUGGACGGGGACGGGACCCAGGUGGGGGAACCCUGCGGCCUGCAGCCUCCCUGCCUCACAUUGCUAAGACUCGAAAGGAUGCAGGCCGUGGUGCCAGCAAGAGCCCUUGCAUGUUGGUGGCCUUGCGGCCAACCAAUAUGGACCGAGAGCGGGACAAGUUCUUCCAGUCCCACUACACCUACAACCCACAGUUCGAGUACCAGGAGCCCAUGCCCACGGCUGUGCUGGAGAAGUACUGUGAGGCUUCUGGACAGUUCAUCCAUCAGGCAGUUGGCAUCAUUGAGGCUGUCCUGGAGAAGUUUGGUACCUAUGAACACUUCGAAGCUGCAACGGGGGGCCAGCUGCUGACCAAGUGCCAGAUCUGGUCCAUUGUUCGCAAAUACAUGCAGAAGGAGGGCUGCGUUGGGGAGGUUGUGGUGCAGCUGAGUGAAGACCUGCUGUCCCAGGCAGUGAUGAUGGUGGAGAACAGCCGACCAACACUGGCCAUCAACCUGACGGGAGCCCGCCAGUACUGGCUGGAGGGCAUGCUGCGGCACGAGAUAGGCACUCACUACCUGCGGGGCGUGAACAACGCGCGGCAGCCGUGGCACAGUGCGGAGGGCCGGCUGCAGUACGGACUGCGGCCAGCGAACCCCACCGAGGAGGGCUUGGCCAGCCUGCACAGCGUGUUGUUCCGCAAGCAGCCCUUCCUAUGGCGUGCCGCCCUGCUCUACUACACCAUCCACCGCGCCUCGCGCAUGUCCUUCCGCCAGCUCUUCCAGGACCUGGCGCGCUACGUGCAGGACGCUGACGUGCGCUGGGAGUACUGCGUGCGCGCCAAGCGCGGCCAGACUGACACCUCGCUGCCCGGCUGCUUCAGCAAGGAUCAGGUGUACCUGGAUGGCAUCGUGCGCAUUCUGCGGCACCGCCAGACCAUCGAUUUCCCGCUGCUGACCUCACUGGGCAAGGUGUCCUAUGAGGAUGUAGACCACCUGCGGCCCUAUGGGGUGCUGGACAAUACCCGGGUGCCCCACUUCAUGCAAGACUUGGCACGCUACCGGCAGCAGCUGGAGCACAUCAUGGCCACUAACCGGCUGGAUGAGGCAGAACUGGGCCGCCUGCUGCCUGACUGAGGCUGGCUGAGAGUUACAGCCGGAGGCUCUGGACAGAGGGCUCCAGAUCAGCUCUCAGAACAUGAAGAUGACUGUUCUGUGCUUCCAUGGCCUGGGUGUUUCUUGGUGAACUGGAGGGCAGGAGCAUCCCAGGAGGUAGGAGUGGCAACAUCAGAGCCUUUGGGUCCUUUGCUAGCCUCUCUGGGGCCUAGGGACCAGUAGUAGCAUGUCAAGCAAACUGAGUCUGCCCUCCUACGUCCGGCUCUCUGUUGAACAGAGGGGAAGCCUGGGGGCAGGAGGGAGGCUGAGCAUGAUGGGGAUGGGGGGUGGUUUGGGAGUAGAAACUUGUUCUUGCAUGAGAUGGCUUUGGGUGUCUGCAUACUCCAGUGUCUCCCUUCCCCCACCUGGCCCCUCGGUGCUCCUUUAGCUUUCACGCUUUCUACCUCUCACUGGGUCCUGGUGGGGAUCUCCCUUCUCCUAGGGUGACUGCCUGAGCAUGAGGGUCUGGCUUUCAGACAGGCUCAAGGGGCAGCGGUCCUGGUGGUGGAGACCCAGCUGGGCUGGGGUGUGCUUUCUGGCAUUUUGCCUCUCCCACUGCUCAUGUAUUUAUACCCUAUUUAUGUGCUCUGCUUCCUGGGGCUGGGAGGCAGCAGCUUCUAAAGGUGUGGUGGAGGGAACAGUGCUCCUCUGGAAGGCACCAACAGUUCCUAGCCCCACUCUCCUCUCUGUCUCUCUGUCUCUCUCUCACACACACACAGUCCUUUAGGCCUUGUGAGUCAAGCCCAAGAGCUCACUUGGCCUUGCCCCCAGCCCCCAGCCCCUCCAACGGCCUGUGCUGCUCCUGUGUCUUUGCCCACACCCUCACAGCUGGCCUCUGGCAGAGGGUGGCAUAGGCUGGCAACAGCCACAUUUGAGACUGAGGGGCAGGCCCCUAGCUGUUGUCCCAAGUCUUGAGCCACCCCUCCCCCAGAUCAAGAUGGUGUAGAGGUGCUUGUUGCUUCUGGUUUCACCUCAGACUCAGCUGUGUGAUGCUGACCCAUUCCCACUCUCACCCUUGCCCUUGGUUUUCCCAUCUGUAAAACUCAGAAAUGCAACUGGAAAGUCCUUAUUCAUCUUGUCAGUGAAUGUGUGUAGAGCACCUUCUGGGUGCCAGUUACUGGUCAGAACCCUCCCUGAGUCCCCAGUCCAGAGAGAAGCCAGACAAUUAAAACAAUUACAAUGAA